Molecule: messenger RNA, 637 nt
Organism: Stereum hirsutum FP-91666 SS1
Lineage: Eukaryota; Fungi; Basidiomycota; Agaricomycetes; Russulales; Stereaceae
Exons: 2
Coding region: 25-594 (189 amino acids)
Source: RefSeq, a predicted model, not a curated record
CUCAACACUCACAGUCACCAAACAAUGACCCUCUUCACCAAGCUUGGAGGUUACUUCUUCGACUUUUCCAACGUUCGAAACCUUAUGGACAAACUCGGGAUAGAGUACUCUGAAUCCGAUGUCAAAGAGUACCUCUACGAGCGUCCCAUAAAUGAAUGGCUAGCCAGCCACAAACCAAAAUUCCUUUCGUCUCGCAUACAAUGGCCACUGGACCCGAUCACCCCCGAGUCCACGGAUGGCAUCAUCGUCUGUACGCAGUACUGGCCCGUUCAUCACGAGGACCUUCCCGGUCCGGAUAGGGAGGAGAGGGAAGAGGACCUGGAGGUGAAGGAGUGGUUGUGCGCGAAUGGAGUGGAGAGGAGUGGGAUGCAGUGGGUGUGUUUUCUGGAUAAAUAUGGUAUCGCGGGGAAGUCGGGGAAGAAGGACACUGCUGAGACGAGGCAGAUGACUGAGGACGAGCUCUGGGCGAGCAUGAAACAUAUGGGGGCCCUCGUCAAAAAGGAAAUGGCGGAGACACGGCGACGGUUGGAAGAAGAGAAGAAGAAGAAACAGCAGGAUGAGGAGAAAAGGAAGCAGAAGGAUGCUAAAGUGUAGAAAGUUGGUUGCCAUUGGGGGUGGCUAGAAAUAUAUUAAUAAU